Molecule: messenger RNA, 19922 nt
Organism: Loxodonta africana (African savanna elephant)
Lineage: Eukaryota; Metazoa; Chordata; Mammalia; Proboscidea; Elephantidae
Gene: RFC1
Product: replication factor C subunit 1
Exons: 25
Coding region: 138-3587 (1149 amino acids)
Biological process (GO): DNA replication; DNA repair
Cellular component (GO): DNA replication factor C complex; nucleus
Molecular function (GO): ATP hydrolysis activity; DNA clamp loader activity; DNA clamp unloader activity
Source: RefSeq, a predicted model, not a curated record
ACCGGGCGCCGCUGCCUCCGCCUCCUUCCACUUCGCGGGAGAAGUUGUUGGCGCGAAUGGACCCCGAGCCCCGGUAACGGAUUCCCCAACCUGCCGACCCACCUGCUGCCCGUCCGCGCUUCAGUCGUUGGGCUGCAAUGGACAUUCGGAAAUUCUUUGGGGUUAUACCAAGUGGAAAGAAACUUGUAAAUGAAAUAGUAAAGAAGAAUGAGAAAACAAAGCCCACUGAAGAAACUUUAAAAGCAAAGAAAGGAGUAAAGGAAAUCAAGGUAAAUAGUUCUUGCAAAGAUGAUGACUUCAAACAGAAACCACCAAACAAGAAAAAGAGGAUCAUCUACGAUUCAGAUUCAGAAUCAGAGGAGAGAGUGCAGGUUAAAAAUGCCAAAAAGCAACCAGAAAAAAUGACAAUGUCUUCUAAACCUGGUAAAAUUCUACGAAAGGAUCCUGUUUCAUACAUUUCAGAAACAGAUGAAGAAGAUGACCCUGUGUGUAAGAAGGCAGCCUUUAAAUCAAAAGAGAAUGGAGGAUCUGCAGAUAGUUAUCUUGGAACAUCAGACAUGAAAAAGAAUGAAAAAAACACUAAGACCAAGAAUAAGCCUUUAUCUCCGGUAAAACUUACACCCACAUCAGUGCUUGACUAUUUUGGAACUGGAAGUAUCCAAAGAUCAGAUAAAAAGAUGGUGGCAAGUAAAAGAAAAGAGCCUUCACAAAAUACAAAGGAUUCCAGAUUAAAUGAUGAAGCUAUCGCCAAGCAACUGCAACUUGAUGAAGAUGCAGAGUUGGAGAGGCAACUGCAUGAGGAUGAAGAGUUUGCCAGAACGUUGGCCAUGUUGGAUGACGAACCCAAGACCAAAAAGACUCGAAAGAACCAAGAAGAGAAAGAAACGUCUUCAUCUGUCCAAGCCAGUUUAAGUAAAACAGAAAAACAUAAAUAUCCUCAUAAAGUAAAAACAGAACAAUUUUCAGAUGAAAGAAAGAACAGCAGUCCUAAGAAACAACCCAAAUGUGAAAGUUCGAAAGAAUCUGAGCCACAUCCUAAGUCGUCAGCUCACAAAACAGGAGAACCCUCUCCUGGAAAGGCCAGUUCUAAGCUGGCACUUCUGAAAAAAAGAGAAAGGGGUUCCUAUCGAGAAGUAGAGCCCAUGGGCUCAAAAAGACAAGAAAAUGCUGGUGAAUUGAAAGGAGAAACAAAAACACCUAAGAAAACCAGAAGUUCUCCAACUAAAAAAGAGUCUACAAGUCCUGAAGAUUCGGAAAAGAAACGCGCUAAUUACCAAGCUUAUCGAAGCUACCUAAGUCGAGAAGGUCCCAAAGCUCUGGGCUCCAAAGAAAUACCAAAGGGAGCUGAAAAUUGCUUGGAAGGCCUUAUAUUUGUAAUCACGGGAGUGCUGGAGUCCAUUGAACGAGAUGAGGCCAAGUCUCUAAUUGAGCGUUAUGGGGGAAAAGUAACCGGAAAUGUCAGCAAGAAAACAAACUACCUUGUCAUGGGUCGGGAUAGUGGACAGUGCAAGAGUGAUAAGGCAGCAGCCUUGGGAACAAAAAUUAUUGAUGAAGAUGGAUUAUUGAAUCUGAUUCGAACUAUGCCAGGCAAGAAAUCCAAGUAUGAAAUAGCAGUUGAAGCUGAGAUGAAGAAAGAAAAGUCCAGAUUGGAGAGAACACCCUCCAAAAAUGACCAAGGAAAAAGAAAACUUAGUCCAAAUAAGAAGGACUCAGAAUCUAAAAAGAACAAACUGACUCCCAAAAGGGACAGCUCUUUAAACUCAAUAAAAAAGGAAACAAGUGCGUUUCAGAAAAGCCUGGACUUUGAGGAGCAGGUGGCUGAGGAGACAAAUGUUAACAGCGGGGCUAGGAAUUUGGCUGAUGACAGCAGUGGACACAAAGUGGAAAGUUUGCUCUGGGUGGAUAAAUAUAAGCCAACCUCGCUCAAGGCCAUAAUUGGACAGCAGGGUGACCAGAGCUGUGCCAACAAACUCCUACGCUGGCUUCGAAACUGGCACAAGAGUCCAUCCGAAGAUAAAAAACACGCAGCAAAGUUUGGUAAAUCUGCCGGCAAGGAUGAUGGCUCUAGUUUUAAGGCAGCACUGCUCUCAGGCCCUCCGGGAGUUGGCAAAACAACCACAGCUUCCCUGGUUUGUCAGGAAUUGGGGUAUAGCUAUGUGGAACUGAAUGCAAGUGACACCCGGAGUAAGAACAGUUUGAAGGAGAUUGUUUCUGAAUCACUGAAUAAUACCAGCAUCAAAGGCUUUUAUUCAAGUGGCGCCGUCCAUUCACCAAGUGCCAAACACGCUCUCAUCAUGGAUGAAGUGGACGGCAUGGCAGGCAACGAGGACAGGGGAGGAAUUCAGGAGUUAAUUGGCCUGAUAAAACAUACAAAAAUUCCCAUUAUUUGUAUGUGCAAUGAUAGAAGUCAUCCCAAGGUUCGCUCUCUGGUUCAUUAUUGUUUUGAUCUUCGUUUUCAAAGACCUCGGGUUGAACAGAUUAAGGGUGCUAUGAUGUCUGUUGCAUUUAAAGAGGGUUUAAAGAUUCCCCCUCCAGCUAUGAAUGAAAUAAUUUUGGGAGCUAAUCAAGAUAUCAGACAGGUUUUGCACAAUCUGAGUAUGUGGUGUGCGCAGAGUAAGGCACUAACCUAUGACCAGGCCAAGGUCGAUUCUAAUAGAGCCAAAAAGGACAUCAAGCUGGGCCCGUUUGAUGUUGCCCGGAAAGUAUUUGCAGCUGGAGAGGAAACUGCCCAUAUGUCACUUAUGGACAAAUUGGAUCUCUUUUUUCAUGAUUAUUCAAUAGCCCCCCUCUUUGUCCAGGAGAACUACGUACAUGUGAAGCCUAUAGCCGCAGAGGGUGACGUGAAGAAGCACUUGAUGCUGUUGAGCAGAGCAGCAGAUAGCAUAUGCGACGGUGACCUAGUGGAUCGUCAGAUCCGGAGUAAGCAAAACUGGAGCCUCCUGCCCACACAGGCCAUUUAUGCCAGUGUUCUUCCUGGAGAGUUAAUGAGGGGGUACAUGACUCAGUUUCCCACCUUUCCAAGCUGGCUGGGGAAGUACUCUUCUAUGGGCAGACAUGAUCGUGUUGUUCAGGACCUUGCAUUGCAUAUGAGUCUCAGAACGUACUCCAGCAAAAGGACCAUAAACAUGGAUUAUCUGUCACACAUAAGGGAUGCACUUGUACAACCCUUGGCCUCACAAGGGGUGGAAGGAGUGCAGGCCGUUGUAGCACUUACGGACACAUAUUAUUUGAUGAAAGAAGACUUUGAUAAUAUCAUGGAACUUAGCAGCUGGGGAGGCAAACCUAGUGCUUUUUCCAAGCUGGAUCCCAAGGUCAAAGCAGCCUUCACGAGAGCUUACAAUAAGGAAGCCCAUCUUACUCCAUAUUCACUUCAGGCAAUAAAGACGUCUAGACGCAGCAUAGGUCCAGUGCUGGAGUCUGAAUACAAUGAAGAGUUAAAUGAAGAUGACUCUCAGUUUGAUGAGAAAGACCAAGAUGCAGUGGAAACGGAUGCUAUGAUCAAGAAAAAGGCAAAACCUUCCAAGCCUUCAAAGUCAGAAAAAGAUAAGGAGUCCAAAAAAGGAAAAGGAAAAAGUUCGAAGAAAUGAAACUGUUUUUCACUACUGACAGCCACUUUUUACUCACCCUGCUGACCAGUCUAGCUGGUCUUGAGAACACCUGAUUAUUCCAGAGGAACCAUGUUUUGGCAGUAAUGGGAUGACCGCUGGUCCCAUUAGGAUAUGAUACAGCUAGAAGGAUUAACCAGUAGGCUAACGUACACCUCUUAUAGAGGUUGAUAGGACUAUCCCUUGUCAAUCUAAUCAGAUUGGUGUGCUUCCAAAUUACUGUGUAUAAUUAAAACUGGAAACUAAAUGUGGGUUGUGGAGUUGGAUUUUAGUUAACAGUAACAUGCCUUGGAACAGUGGUACUGAGGUGGGUUUUUUUAGGCUUAACAGUUUAUCCUAGUGGACUUUUUAGGACCAAAACUGAUUUUUUUUUUUAAAGGUAGUUAGUAUUAUGUGGUGAAAUUUUGUAAAUAAAUCACAAUACAAAACAGUCACCACUUAGAACUGGGUAUUUGUACAAAUACCUUGCAGAGUAUGAAUUAGGAAUAAAAUAUGUUCCAUAUGAUAGAUACAUGUAUAAAAUCUUAAGAUUGUCAUCUUGUACAGUAAAAUAUUAUGUUGGUAUAUUACUUGUCAAUUUGCAAAUGAUCGGAUAAAAAAACUUACUAUAUUCCCUACUAGGCAUUGUGUGAGACAUAACUUUGGCAGCUGAAGAGUCCAAAAACCCAAAACCAAACCCAUUGCCGUCGAGUCGAUUCUGACUCAUAGCAACGGCGUAGUGGUUAAGUGCUACAGCUGCUAACCAAAGGCUCGGCAGUUCAAACCUGCCAGGUGCUUCUUGGAAACUGUCCUAUAGGGUCACUAUGAGCUAUGAGUUGAAGAGUCAGACUUCUUAAUUACUGUUUUUGUUCCCUCUAGGAGUUUAUUAUUGCACAGCACGGUGUGCUAACCACAUGGCUGCAGUGAAUGGAAUUUCAUUAGUCUUUGUUAUACUACAGGGUGUGGGGGCUGCAAAAGCGUUGCCAGAUAUUCUUAAUGCUUCCAGAGUCUCAGCCUGUCAGAUUCAAACCAGUAAGGUGUAGCUGGAUCAGAUUCUUAGGCUCACUCUGAUAUGGGACAAGAUGAACACUGGUUUUGUUUAGUUCUUCCUUCGGAGAUCUGGUUCUGUCCUGUGCUGGAUUCCAUAGACCCUGCUGGAACUUUAGAUUGUACCUAUAACUAUACUUAUUGAGCAGCCCUGAGGCUGUGGAACUGGGCUGCAGUGUGGGGGCCCUGCUGUUUUUUAAUCUUGUCAACAAAUGUUCAGAGUAGCUCUGUGAAGUAUAUUCUAAAAGGGAUGUAAAAUAAGGAUACUGUUCCCUGCCUUUAAAGAACCUAUAGUCUUGUUUGGGAGAUGAUGCAUAAAGAUUUUGAGACAUUUAAAGUAUAUUUAUCAGUGUGAAAAAUGUCUUUCAUGUAGACUAAAUUCAUUAUGGGAAGAAAACAUUGCCUAAGCCUUUGCCUGCUGGGCCAUGUCCCUCUCUCAGUUAAAACCCAGCUUGAAAAUCUUCUUCAGUAACGGUUUCCUCGACUGAUGACUGCUUCACCCCACCAGUGGGGAAAGCAUGGCCACCAUAUGCAUAUUCUUCCGUUCCUGUUACUUUUGGAUAUGGAAGUCAUGUCUCCUUAGUUGCUCUGUACACCCUGGGAAAGGGGCUGUAAUCUUGCAGCCAGGACAAUGAAUAGUGUCAUUUACUAGUUCAUUAGAGUGCCUAUGGUUCUUAUUUCUAUUGCCUUAUCCUUCCAGUAAUAAGAUAUAGGAAUAAGAAAGGAACUUAAGGGUAGGUUUUAUGAUAAUAAUUUGUAUUGUACCACUUAGUAAGGCCAUAGGCCUCUGGCCUAUUCUCUGGCCAGCCACUGGAAAAGAAGAAUGAGUCAUAAAGCUGGAGGCAUCAUGUAUGGGUGGGAUACUUGGAUGCUGUAAAACAUUACUGGCACUUUGGGUCUUAGCCUAGAUUUGUAGGUACUACUGUACAUUAGGCUACAGGACUCAUUUUUGUCAAGUGCUCAGACUUUGGUGACAUUGGUCUUGCAUGACAAGACAGCAUAUAGGCUGUAGGCAGCUGUUGCAGGAAAAUUAUGGGGUCCCUGGGAGGUGUGUGUGUGUGCAUGCACUGGUGGAAGUCGGGGGGAGGAUGAGGAGAGCCCUCCAACAGCCUUGGAAAAGAUUCCAAAUAAUGUGCGUUUUAAGUAGAGGUCAAAUGACUUAAUUUUGUGACAGGAAUUCUACAGUAUGUAGUAUACUGACUCACUAGGUAAAAGCUUAUGGUUUCAUUCAUUUUUCCCAAUAUUGGCUUUAUUGAUUUUUAGUGUUUUGAUUCUAGGACUAAUUCUACUAAAUAGCCUUGAUUUGUAUAAACUUACUUCAGACUUUUAAUAGUGUUUACAUGUAUGCUGCACAAACUUCAAGUGUGCUUCCUUUAUCUCUUUUUUGUCUCUAAACCCAGGAAAACAUUACAAAUAUCUAGUCAACAAUUUUACUUUAAAGGAGAUAUUCCAGAAUAUAAAAGUUAUCAAAAAGCUAAAUAUUUACAAUUAGGUCAUAGGUUACUAUUAACAGUGCAGAGCACAGACUAUGUAAGACUGUGAAGAGGAAAUAUACAAAGUGUAAUAAACAAAGAUUAUGUAUCACUAAUUUUGCCAGUGUACAGAAGUUGAAAAGUGCUGAUCUUGAAAGGUCGCCUUCGUUUAUAUUUUGGUGCCCAGGAAGGACCACCUCCAAAUCCACUAGGGGUGGACACACAGUCAUCCAUGGAAAAAUGCUGGUUUCUCAGAAACUUUAUAUCUAGAAAGGACAAACAAAAACACAUGGUUUUAGAAGGGUCUCGCGUAACAACCAGCAUUCAGUUGGCAAGAAAGCAUAGUGUACUAAAAAUUUUUUUGCUUAUCUCCAGAAUGUGGAGCAGGGACACUAUAUUCACGUUAGAAAUCUCAAGUCUAUAAUCAGUGCUGGGUUCCAUUCAUGACCUUGCAACUGACUAAAAUUGUGUGGACAAGCUGUUGAGCCUUUAAUUUUUUCAAUUAUAGAGGAUGAUGAUAAUCACCUCAGUAGGAAGAGUGAGAAAAUGGAAGAUAAGUGCUCAGCAAUCUGUAGAGAAAAGUUUUUCCUGAUGUUAAGCACUUGUUAAGAGUUCCCUGUCUAAAGAGAGUCUGUGACAAUAGCUGCAGUCAUUACCCACUAUAUAAGAAGACACUUAUUGUAGUGAUUUUUUAAAAGAGACAGUGCAAAAACGUAACUCUGCAAGGAGCUGUGAUAACCAUGGUCUAGGUACUUAAAGUUUUCUAAGGCUCUAUUUUAAUGCAGGGGUAGUGUUUCGAGAGAUUUUGUGGAGGAUUAUUAAAAAUACAAGGCAAGUUUCCAUUUUUGGUAGUGGCAGAGUUAUAAAUUAACUUUCCCACAGAUCAUACUUAUUAAUUCUGGACAAAAUAAACUAUUCAAAGGCAGUGGAAAGCAAACAAGCAGGCAGAAACCGAAAAGGUGUCAACCCUUGAACGGAGAGAACUCCACCGGGUAAAACUGGUGCUUAAAUGCUUUUCACCUGAGGGCAAGUUCAUGAAGCAUGGGAUGGCUAGAACUUAAGCACCAUUGUUGGAGUCUUCCUGGCUUGAGGAGUCUGAGAAGAGUAAAUGGGUGCCAGAGUUGCUGGAAUGUGAGGGGGGUUGCUGGAAUGUGAGUUGCUGGAGAGGAGUUUGCUUUCAGAUCUACAUAUAAACUCCACCCAAAUCCUUAACUUCACAUGCUUGUAAAAGACUCCAAGGAGCCAAGUUUAACUGCUUCUCAGAACCAAAAUCAAUACUUUAUAAAGGAAAACAGAGAAUCUAUAAUUUCUACAACAUCUCAUCCCCAAUGUCCAGUAUACAAUAUUACUAAAUAUGCAGGGAAAAAAGGACAGGUAAGAGAAAAAGCAUUCUGUAUAAAAUGAUCCGGAGAUGACCCAGAUGUUGAAAUAACAAAGGACUUCAAGCAGCUAUUUUAAAUAUGUUUAAGGAUGUAAAGGAAAAUACGGUCACAAGGAAUGCACAGAUGGGGGAAUCUCAGAGAAAUGGAAACUAAUUCUAGAACUGAAAAGUGUGAAAUCUGAAAUAAAAAUUUUACUUAGAAGAAAGUGUCAGUGAACUUGAAUAUAAAGAAAAUUACCCAGUGUGAUGAAGAGGAAACAUGAAAGUGAAAGAACCUUCAUAACCUAUGGCUAUUGAGCAGUCAAAUGUGCAUGUAACAGGAGUCUCAGGAUGAAAGGACAGAAAAAGUAUUUGAAAGAAUAAUGGUCAAAAUUUCCAAAAUGAGAGAAAAUGAAGAUCCAAGAAUUCUAGAACAUACAAAGCAGAAUAAAUAAAAGGCCAAACCUAGGCAUGGCAUAGCCGAGCUGAAAACCAAAGUUACAAGAGAAAAUCCUGAAUGCAGCCAGAGGAAAAUAUUACAUACAGAAGAACAAUGACAUUUGAUUGCUGACUUCUCAUCACUAACACUAGAGAUAGAAGACAAUGAAAUGAUAUCUUUAAAAUGCUUCAAGAAAAAAGCUGUCAACCCAGAAUUCCAUAUCCAGCGAUAAGAUCUUUCACAAAUGAAGAAAAAUAAAGACAGAAAAAUAGGUGCAAGCAGUCCUGCACUGUAAGAAAUGUUAAAGGACAUUCUUCAGGUGGAAAGGAAAUGACACCAUAUGGAAACCUGGAAGGAAACAGGAAAAACACAGGAAAUGGUAAAUAUAUGAAUAAAUGUAAAGCAACAUAUCUUCUAAGGAAAAAUUAUCACUGCAUGUAAGGUUCAUAAUAUGUAGAUAUAUGAAUAGCACAGAGGAAAGGACAGGUGGGCUGAGGUAAAUGGAACUGAACUUUUGCACAGUUCUUACAUUUUAUGUAAAGUGAUAUAUUAACUCAGCAAACUGUGGUAAAGAUAUAAAGAAUUAUGCAAAGAGGUAAAGUAAAAGUCAAUACAGGAAUAAAAAUGAAAUACUAAAAAAUAUUUGAUUGGCCCAAAAGAAAGCAGGACAGGAAGAACAGUAUAAAAAGCCAAUGAGGCAAAUAUGAAUCAAAAAACAAAAUGGUACUCCUAAAUCCAACCUGAAUAAAAACUUACAUGAAAAUUAUAGAACAAUAUCCCUCAUGAGCAUAGAAGAAAUUUCCCAAUAAAAUAUUAGCAAAUCAAAUCCAGCAAUACAUAAAAAGAUAAUAUAUCAUGACCCAGUGAGUUUAUCCCCAGAAUAAAAGUUGAUUUUAACAUUCAGACAGCAAUGUAACUCAUCAUAUUAACAGAAUAAAGGAGAAAAAUCAUAUACUCAUCUAACUGAAACAGAAAAAGCAUCUGACAAUAUUCAACACCCAGGAGACUUUCUCAAUUUGAUAUUAGGUCUCUUCUGAAAAACCUAUAGCUAGACAUCGUACUUCAUAGUGAAAUACUGAAAGCUUUCUCCCAAAACUGGGAAUAAGGCAAGGAUGUCCACACUUCAACUACACAACGUUGUACUGCAGGGCCUAGCUAGUGCAAUAUGGUAAGAAAAAGCAGGAGGAUUGGAAAGGAACAAGUACAUUUGUAGGCAUAACUGUCUACAUAGAAAAUCCUUAGGAAUCUGCAAAAUAACUCAGAAGUAAUGUGAAUUUAGCAAGGUUGUAGGAUAUAAAGUCAAUAGUAAAAAUUACAUUUCUCUAUACAAAAUUGGAAAAAUGAAAAAAGUUUUAAUUCCAUUUAAAGUACUUGUCAAAACCCAGAGUGACUUGGGAAUAAAUUUAACAAAAAACAUGCAAGAUUUCUGUAUUGGGAAUUACAAAAUAUCAAGGGGAACUGACCUAAAGAAAUGUAGAAUACACCAGGUUCAUGGAUUGGCAGAUUCUAUAUUGUCAAAAUGCCAAAAGAUCUACAGAAUCAAAGUAAUUAUGGUAGGAAAAUUCUAGGAUGGCCCCCAAGAUUCUCAAUUUUGGUAUUCUUCCCUUGUGUGAUCAUUUUUCCUUGAGUGGAUGGGGUUUGUAAAUAUGAUGGGAUUUCACUCAUGUGAUUAGAUUACAUUAUAUAGCAAAUAUGAAGGGGGUUUUGCAGAUGUAAUUAAGGUCACUAAUCAGUUGACUCUGAAUUAAAAGAGAGAUUAUCCUCUGUGGGCCUGGGCUAAUCAGGUGAACCCUUUAAAAGAGGGCCCAGACUUUUCUUAAAGAGAGAUUUGAAGUGAGAGACAUGCUUUCCAUGCUGGCCUUGAAGAAGCACACUGCCAUGGUGUGGGGAAGGCCUCGUAUCAGGAAACUGCAGGCUGCCUGCAGGAGUUAAGGACCUCAGUCCUACAACUGUGAACAACUGAAUUCUGCCAACAGUGAGCUUGGAAGGGGACUACAAGCCUCAGAUGAGAUUCCAGCCCGAGUUGACGCCUUAUAUAGAUACAAAAGAUUAAGAGUAGUCAAAACAAUCUUGGAAAAAAAUAAAGAUGGAGGAUUCACAUGACCUAACUUUAAGAAUCUGUCGUUGUUGGGUACCACUGAGUCCAUUCAUAGUGACCCCAUGACAGAGUAGAACUGCCCCACAGGCUGUAAUCUUUACAGUAGCAGAUUGCCAGGUCUUUCUCCUAUGGAGCCGCUGGGUGGGUUUGAACCACCAACCUUUCAGUUAGCAGCUGAGCACUUAACUGUCUGCACCACCAGGGCUCCUUCUAAGCUAUAUUAAAAAAAAAAACCUAGUGCAAAGAUAUAUUAGGCCACAGUAAUUGAGACUGCAAUAUUAAAAUAAGGGACAAAUACAUCAAAGGAACAGAACAGAAGGUCCAGAAAUAGACUCAUACUUAAACAUCCAAUUGAUUUUCAACAAAGGCACCUAAGCAAUUCAACGGGGAAAGGAAAGAUAUUUCAACAAAUGGUGCUAGAAAAACACCAUUACAAAAAAUAGGCUCCUACCCCCACCUCACACUGUAAACAAAAAUUAUUUUGAGAUGUAUCACUCUUGGAGCUUCUGGAAGAAAACAUAGAAAAUAUGUUCCUGACUUAGGAGCAGGCAACUUUUUUUUUUUUUUUUUUAACCAAAGGACACAGAAAGGAAGCAACAACCAUAAAACAAAGCAAAAUCGAUAAAUUUCAUCAAAAUAAAAAUUCUGCCCAUCAAAAGAAACCAUUAAGAAAAUCAAGAGGUAAGCCACAGAGAGGGAAAAAUAUUUGCAAAACAUAAUCUGACAAAAAACUUGUAUCUAGAAUAUAUAAAAAACUGUUGUGACUCACUAAAAGGAUAAGAAAUUGGUGCCAAGAUCAUUUAAUGUGGGAAAAAAUACUUUUUUCAACAAAUGGUGCUAAGAAAACUGGAUAUCCACAUUCAAAAGAAUGAAGUUGGACCCCUAUUCUACCAUAUACAAAAAUUAACUCAAAAUGGAACAAAGACCUAAAUGUAAGAGCUAAAACUAUUAAACUCUUAGAAGGAAACAUAAGAGUAAAUCUCUGUGACCUUGGAUUAAGCAAUGUUUUCUUAGAUAUGACACCAAAAACACAAGCAACCAAAGGGGCAGGAGGGAGGGGAUAAGUUGAACGUCAACCAAAAUUAACUUCUGUGUGCAUCGAAGUACACUAUCAAGAAAGUGAAAAGAUAAUCUACAGAAUGGAAGAAACUUUUUGUAAAUAAUUUUUCUAUAUAAAGAACUCCUACAACUGAACAAUAAAACUCAAUUAAAAAUUGAGCUGCUGUUGUUGUUACAUGCCAUCGAGUUGGUUCUGACUCAGCGACCCUAUAUACAACACCACAAAACACUGCCUGGUCCUGCACCAUCUUCACAGUCAUGCUUGAGCCCACUGUUGCAGUCACUGUGUCAAUCCAUCUCAUUGAGGGUCUUCCUCUUUUCACUGACCCUCUACCAAGCAUGAUAUCCUUCUCCAGGGACUGAUCCCUCCUGAUGAUAUGUCCAAAGUAGGUGAGAUGUAGUAGUCUCGCCAUCCUUGCUUCUAAGGAGCAUUCUGGUUGUACUUCUUCCAAGACAGAUUUGUUCUUUUUUUGGCAGUCCAUGGUAUAUUUGAUAUUCUUCUCCAGCACCACAACUCAAAGGUGUCAAUUCUUUGGUCUUCCUUAUUCAUUGUCCGGCUUUCACGUGUUUAAGAGGCGACUGAAAACACCACGGCUUGGGUCAGGCACACCUGUCAGCAUACAGACUGAAUAGGUAUGGUGAAAAGAUACAACCCUGACGCACACCUUUCCUGACUUUAAACCAUGCAGUAUCCUCUUGUUCUGUUUGAACGACUACCUCUUGAUCUAUGUACAGGUUUCUCAAGAGCACAAUUAAGUGUUCUGGAAUUCCCAUUCUUCGCGAUGUUACCCAUAAUUUGUUAUGAUCCACACAGUUGAAUGCCUUUGCAUAGUCAAUAAAACACAUGUAAACAUCCUUCUGAUAUUCUCUGCUUUCAGCCAGGAUGCAUCCGACAUCAGCAAUCAUAUCCCUGGUUCCACGUCCUCUUCUGAAUCCGGCUUGAAUUUCUGGCAGUUCCUGUUGAUACACUGCUACGGCUGCUUUUGAUUGAUUGAUCUUCAGCGAAAUUUUACUUGUGUGAGAUAUUAAGGACAUUGUUCGAUAAUUUCCACAUUUGGUUGGAUCACCUUUCUUGGGACUAGGCAUAAGUAUGGAUCUCUUCCAGUCGGUUGGCCAGGUAGCUCUCCAGCUCUUUGCACAUGUCAUUGUAAUACUUUGUCUUCUCAAAAAACUGAGCAAAGGACUUGAAUAGUGCUCUGAAGAAGAUACGCAAAUAGGCCAAUAAGCACAUCAGAAAGUGCUCAAAUCAUGGGCCAUAAGGGAAAUGCAAAUCAGCGACAAUGAAAUGCCACUUCACACCCACUAGGAUGACAACAAUCAAAAAGACAUACAACACAUUGCUGGUAGGAAUGUAAAAAGGUGCAGCUAUUGCGGCAGGGCUUUUGCUUCCCAACUAGAGACUGCGUCCCUUGCAGUCCGUGUUGCCACAUAACUAAAUUUAUUUUUGUUGUUUUUGUUGAGAAUAUACGCAGCAGAACAUACACCAAUUCACAAUUUAUACGUGUACAAUUCAGUGACACUGAUUACAUUUCUUCAAGUUGUGCAACCAUUGUUACCCUCCUUUUUCAAUUUGUUCCUCCUCCAUUAAUAAACUCACUGCCCCCUAAGCUUCCUAUCUUUCAAGUUGCUGUUGUCACUUCGAUGCCAUAUAGAUAGGUCUUUGGUGUGUGGGUGUGUCCUGCUAAAAUGCAUAUUUUUUUAAAAAACAAUAUUGAGUUUUUGGUGAAAGUUUAUACAGCAAGUUAGGUUCCCAUCUGACAAUUUCCACACAAAUUUUCUGUGACAUUAGUUACAUUUAUCACAGUGUGUCAGCAUUCUCUUUAAUUGCGUUCUGUUUAUUCCUUUUCCAGUACUCUAGUUUCCCUGCCCCCUUAUCUUCUCAUUUUUCCUUUGGAGUAUUGUUGACCUUAUAUUCUCAUACUGAUGGCUUUUAAGUAAGGCACCGAUUUUAUGGGUAAUAUCCUUUAUUUUGUGUGCCACUCUGCUAUUUCACUAAAAGGUGACCGACCUCAGGGGAUAGGCUCGGUUCUAGGUUUAAAGAAUGUCUCAAGGCAGCAGUCUCAGGGAGUCCUCUGUUCUCUACUGUUCCAGUUUAUCUUUUUUUUUUUGGUAAGAAUUUGAGUUCUGCUUCACAUUUUUCUCUCAUUAUUGUGACCCUGGUCAGGACGGUCAGUAGUGGUAGCUGGGCACCAUCUAGUUCUUCUGGGCACCAUCUAGUUCUUCUAGUUUCAGGGUAGCUGAAGUUGUGGCUUGUGUAGGCUUGUUUCUUCUCUGCACUUUUGGUUGCCUUCUUAUUGUUUUGCUCCUGGCAAGUAGAGACCUGUAGUUGUGUCUUAGAUGGCUGCUCACAAGCUUUUAGGACCCCAGACGGUACUUACUUCACUAGGAUGCGGAUCAUGAAUUUUGUGAGCUGUGUUAUGCCAAUUGACUGAGUUGUCCCGUGAGACCCAUACGAUAGAUCUUAAAAGAGCACGAUGCUUAAGGCAGACAUUCUUUACUAGUUAAGCUAAACUGCUGUUUGGUUUUAAGAAGACUUCAGGGGGAUGUUUUUGGUUUAAAGUUAAGGUUUAAAGAUUAUCUUAGGACAAUAGGUUCAGUGGUUCAUCCAGCCUCUAUGGCUCCGAAAAGUCUGGAUUCCAUAAGAAUUUGAGAUUCUAUUCCACACUUCCCCCCUUUUGAUCAGUAUUCUAUAGAAUCUUUGAUCAGAAUGUUCAGGAAUGGUAGCUGGAUACCAACCAGUUCUUCUGGUCUCAUGGCAAAGGAGGUGGUUGUGAAUGGAGGCAAUUAGCCACACAUUCCAUUUCCUCUUCCUGUUCUGACCUUCCUUCUUCUGUUGUUCCAGGUGACCAACUGUUGUACACUGAAUAGCCGCCUGUAAGCAUUUAAGACCCAAGGCUUUACGCAACAAAGUAGGAAGUAGAACAGGAGCACUGAAUAUGAUAUUAGGCCAAUUAACUGGGAUAUCCCAUGAAAUCAUGACCCUAAACCUGCAAACCAAGGAACCAAAUUCCAUUAGGUGUUUGGUUGUUCAUAAGCAGCUGUGAUGUGUGUCAUCUUGGCUAGGCCAUGAUUCUCAGUGGUUUGGCAGUCAUAUGAUGAUGUGAUCACUUCAGUGUUGGGGUUUGAUAUAAUGUGAUCUCCUCCAUGAUGGGGGAAACCCUGGUGGUGUAGUGGUUAAGUGCUGUGGCUGCUAACCAAAAGGUCGGCAGUUUGAAUCCACCAGUGCUCCUUGGAAACUCUAUGGGACAGUUCUACUCUGUCCUAGAGGGUCACUCUGAGUCGGAGUUGACUCGACGGUAAUGGGUUUGGUUUUUGGUUUCCCAUGAUGGGAUCUACUGUGAGUAGCCAAUCAGUUGAAAGGGAGUUUCCUGGGACGUGUGGCCUACAUGGAAUAUAAGUGGACAUUCUGGCAAAGCUUGUGGGCUUUUGCUUGCUCUGGCUCCUGUUCCUCUGACCUCUGGUUCUUGGGACUUGAGCUAGCAGCUUACCUGCUGUCUUGCCUGCCUAUCUUGGGAUUUGUCAAUCUUUACAGCCUGUGAGGAACAGAGCUGUUCUCUGACCUGGCGAUCCUGCGUUCACCAGCCCCUGUGGCUAUGUGAAUCUGGAGAAGCCUCCAGCCUGAUCCAUGGAGUUGGGAUAUUUCAGUCUCUACAACUGCAUGAGCCAUUUCCUUGAUAUAAAUCUCUCUCUCUAUAUGACAGCAAUUACAUUUAUCAGCUGUGCAAACCUAUACUUAAUCAAUGCAAUUUUUCCAUCAUUGUAAACCAAAACUCAGUCACAUGACCAGAUUCUUGCCAAUGAAAUGAGGGUGGGAGGACUAUAUGUAGCUUCAGUGUGAUAAAAAUGAGGAUUGGAAAGAAAGAGAAAUGGGGAUUUUUCAAAUCUCUGGAAGUCAAAAUUUUCUCAGAAUUACAUCAGAGAACCUAAACAAAACUCAUUUUUAUUAACUGGCUUUGGUUUUAAUGGACUGAUUAAACAGAAGUCCCUGUGGUCUGAUAAAAUAUGUUCUAGUUUGGAAUCCACGAUUCUGCUUGGCCAAAUAAUCUGUCACUAUGGAGAGUGUACUACCUGAAUUAUAUUUUAAUACCUCAAAGCUCUGUUGGCAGAUUGCUCAGAUCUCACAAGUUACAUGAUAUACAAAAGGAGUCAAUGCCAAUACAAAUUUUAAAGUUGCAUGUGCUCUCAUGUGGACCCUGUGCCCUGGCAUGGUGAGUGGGUGGUGUGGCACUUACCCGCACGUACUACUCAUUGCUCCACCUCUGUUCGCAGGUACUGGGUAAAUUCUGACAUUUUUUUCAGUUGAGCAAAGUUUAAUCUUUCUGAACACAUAGGACAUGUGUUUUCAGUGUUCAGCAUGCUGUUUGGGGGAGGGAAAUGCAGAGCACAUUAAAUCUUUACUAUUCCAUUAGCUUUGGGCUGCUCUACUGUGAAAAACAACUAUUUCCUGUCUGCACUUUUUUAACAUGUCAUCAUGCAAUUUAAGAGUCAGUUAUAUUCAGUCUCAUGCAAGAUGCCCUUUAAGGAUAAUGUUCUCAAAGGUCAUAGAAGAUUCUUUCAAGAAGCUGAUUUAGGAAUCCUUAGGAAUAUAAACAAAUAGAUUUAAAAUAAAAGAGCGGCUGAAUGCGAAGUCUAUGUAUUGAUAAAUCUGUGGGACUGAGUGAGAUGAUACACACUUACAUCUUAAAUUCUGAGUACAGAGCAGGGAAGUCACAAUGUGGACACACUGUCCAGUCAUCUUUCAACAUAUGUCGACCCUGGAAACAGUACAUUUAAGAGUAAAAUUCAUCUUUAUUUGUAAAACUCCCACCAUUGUUCAAUUAUAAUAAUUAGACUACAGUUAAAAGCUGGACCUUUUAAUUACAAAAUUAUUGAUAUUUCACAUAGGUGGGUAAUCAGUUAGAAAGAGAUGACAUCAAAAGGGCGAAAGCCAGAUUUUAUCAGAUUCGUCUAUAAAGGAAGAAUAAUCUUAUAUUUUGUGAUAUCACUAUCUGAAUUUGUUUUCCUUUAAAACAUAUUAACUCAUGAACUAACAAAUAAUCUGAUAUUUUAAGUUUUCUAAUAAUCCCACCCACCAACUGCCAUCAAGUUGAUUCCAAUUCAUAGUGACCCCAUAGGGUUUCCAUAGCUGUAAAUCUAUGGAAGCAGACUGCCACAUCUUUCUCCCAUGGAGCCACUAGUGGUUUCAAACCCCCAACCUUUUGGUUAGCAGUCAAUCGCUUUAACCACUGUGCCGCCAGGGCUCCUUUUUCUAAUAAUAAGCCUUAAUAAUAAAAUAACUACCACUUAUUAAGGGCUACAGCAUGCCAAGUACUAUACUUGGGUUUCAUACUUGUUAUCAAUCUAUGUGUUAUUUCAGUAAGAUAAGAACUAUUCUGCUCAUUUUACAGAUGAACCCAGGAAGCUAAUGCAAAUUUCACCAGGGUAUACAGCGAACGAGUGGCACAAAAGGAUUUGCGCCCAGGACCAUCUGAUCCCCAAGCCUGCCCUGCAGUGCCUCCUUGAUAUUCAUGUAGAUUAUUACCAGUUUUGAAGGUACUUUGCUGACCAAGAAGUUAGAUGCUAAAUGUUUCAGGAAACAUGAGGGUAGGAUUACUUCCGAAGUGAAGAAACAAGUAUUUAAAUGGGUUCUCUAUAUGCGUACAAAGAAAGGGAUAAUAUCAUAAAGAAACUUACUGUUGCAAUGCAGUACGGGAUGUUAUUUUUACAUCCAGGGCAGAGGAGUUCACACUCCGGGAGAAGAAACCCACAGAAUGGGCACGGGGUGGUGGCCUCUUCUGUCUCGGAUGUGUCAGGCCUCCUAGGAGGAGGGAUCGCGUAUCAUUUAAAAACAAUGACUUAAUUUCAUGUAACAUGGAGAGCAGAGAGAAGGCGUGCUUUGAAAACCAGUAACAUGUAACACACCUACUUCUUUACAACUAGACUCUGAGACUAGAGAUACCAGCUUACCUGCAGCCCCUCCCCAUCGGCUGCUCCAGCUCCAGGGAGGAGGAAGAGUAACUAGGAUUGGGCGCUACAUGGGCUGUGCUUGAGAGUUGGUGGAGUUCCAGGAUGUUAAACGGCAGAAAACCUGGGUGGGUCUUACUGUCUCCUCUCUUCCUGUGCCACUGAAGUGGUGAGCUUGCCAUUUCUGCUCUCUCUCCUUUUGUGUAACUGAAGUGCUGAGGGCUACCCAGCGCUGCUCAAUAGGGUUUUCUGUGACAAUGGAAACGUUCUCAUUCUGUGCUGUCCAGUUCAGUACCUACUAGCCACAUGCAGCUUCUGAGCACUUGAGAUAUGGUUAGUAUCGAGGAACUGACUUUUAGUUCUUAAAAAACUUAAUUCAAAUUUAAAUAGCCAUGUGUGGCUGGCAGGUACUAUAUCAAACGGCACAGCUUUAGAUCACUCUUGCAUGGGGAGAGAAUGCCUGACAUCUCUUUCAUGCCAGAAGCUAGGCCAGUGUGGCACUAAGCCAUGGCGGCAAAUGUGCUCUCUCAUUUGCUAGUUACUUUCUCCCCACCUCCAUGCUGGUGGGUGUGCUGAAUCAGACUGAUUUGGUCUGAAGUUACUUAGUCUUCUACACUUUAAAAAAAGGGGAAUGUUCCACGUAGCUCUGUUUAGCUUAGGGUUCCCCACCAUGAGGUUGGCCCUAUCCCCAGCUAAUAAUUCAGUGGUAUUUGCUUCCAUGUGUUAUCACUGCUGGUGCAUUCCCCUCCCUUGGUUGAGGUCUGGGUCAAGAUUCAGGUUCGCCUGGGUCCCCUGGUCAUAAUGACAGUUAAUACUGUUGUUGUUGUUAGGUGCUGUUGAGUUAGUUCCGACUCAUAGUGACCCUAUGUACAACAGGAUGAAACACUGCCCGGUCUUGUACCAUCCUCAUGUCUACUCUAGGAAGCAGCUCUUCCCCAGUUGUAUUUUGAGUGCCUUCCAACCUGUAGAAAUCCUGGUGGUAUAGUGGUUAAGUGCUACAGCUGCUAACCAAAAGGUCAGCCUUUCUAAUCCACCAGGUGCUCCUUGGAAACUCUAUGGGGCAGUUCUACUCUGUCCUAUACAGGCGCUAUGAGUCGGAAUCAACUGGACGGCAAUGGGUUUUUCCAACCUGAGGGGCUCAUGUUCCGACACUAUAUCAGACAAUGUUUUGCUGCUAUCCAUAAGGUUUUCACUGGCCAAUUUUUUUCCAAAGUAGAUUGCCAGGUCCUUCUUCUUAGUCUCUCUUAGUCUGGAAGCUCUGCUGAAAUCUGUCCACUAUGGGUACCCUGCUGGUAUUUGAAAUACUGGUGGCAUAGCUUCCAGCAUCACAGCAACACACAAGCCACCAGAGUAUGAUAAACUGACAGGUAAUUGGUAGAUAACAAUGAAUAGGUACCUCAAAUGCCAUAGCCACUUUGAACAAGUGAGAGUUUAGAAUUAAUCCAUGAUGCAAUUUUUCCUUUUGUAAACUCAAAUGUACCUCUUCUUAAUUUUCUUUGAUAAAAUCAGGUAAAUGUAGGCCACUUACUGCUUCUGAAGUGAGGACAUGCUUUAUGUGCCCUUGGAGCUGCACAGGGUGUGGAAAUGAACUCUCCAUGUUGACAUGACGUUUCUUAGACUGAGAAAUACUCACUAUGUUAUGUAUCUCUCUGUGGCAGGCCCUGUUUACUGCCUACCAUUCUUUUCUUUUUCCUUACCAACAGAACUUUGUUUUUACGCAGCAACGUGCUUUGCAGCUAGAGACAGCCAUGUGGCAGAGUACUGGCCAGUGAGGCCUAAGUGGAAGUCCUGGGCCUCGUGUCCUUCCCAAAUAAAAAAGGAAAGACUUUUAACCUUUUCUUUUUCUACUUCUUCCUGCUUUGAAUGGGGACAUGAUGCCUGGAGGUGACCAGAUUUCUUGUACCCAUGAGGAGGAAAACUACAUGCUGUGGAAGGCAAAGCUGGAAGACAGAGGAAUCUGUCCUGGUGGCAUCAGGACACAGCUGCACUGGGCCUGGGCUGCAGUGCUCUGUUGUAGAAGCAAAGACAUUCUGACCGUUUAAGCCAUCGUUUGUUGGGCUUUCUGCUGCUUGUAGCUGAAUACAGUCCUAAUUGCUACCCCAUAUCCAUUUUCUCACUGAGCCUGCACAUAAGCAGUUACAUUCUGCAGACACAUUUGUGAAAUGUGAUUAGGUAGUGGAAACAGCUGUCACCGCCUACCUGACCAUGGCCUCAAUCUUCUUUUUGUAUUUGGCAUCUAUUUUAUUGCGGUACUCAGGCCUCAUCAGCAUAGCUGCAAAGCUGAAAGCCGAGUUCUUCAGGCCUGCUCUGUGACACUCGAUCACAGUAGACGUCAGGAUUGGCACAAUGUCUGCAAUACAAAUCAAAGAGCAGAAAGAGCACCAUGUCUCCUGUCUUCAGUGGUACUGGCCUGAUGCUGUCCCUGGUUCAGUAAGUAAAGGCCAAUCUCUCAACUUUGUCUGUUCUGGCAAAGAACCAGAAAUGACCUGUUUAAUGAGGGAAGGGAACAGUAGUAGAGUCAGGCCAAUCAUUCAUCAAAAUGUCUUUCCUUUGGUCAUACCAAGUUCUGCCUUGAAGCAACCAAAGCUUGCACACCUUUGAGAGACAUUUUGCAUCUGACAGGACUGCUGAUGCAAAGGGCAAGGGAGAUGAGUAACUGCACUAACCUCUUUGCAUGCAUCCAAUUACUUCUUCAGACAGAUACCCGGAAGCUGAAUUACUAGCUCACAGAACAUGACCUUUUCUAAAACACUCUUAUUACAAAUAGCCAAAUUGCUUUCUAGAAGCCAUAACAACUUCCAUCCCCACCAGUCAUCACAAGCAUGCUAUCAUUGUUGCACCACACAAUUAUUUUAAAGACAUUCUUAUGUUAAAAAAAAAAAAAGUAUAUUCACAGAACAGGGGUUAGUGAAUAAUGACC